UCUUCAGUUUUCGUAAUUUUGGUUUUGUGUGUAAUUUGUGCCUUUAAUUUUUAAUUUUCAAUAACUGAUAAUAUAUAUUUGUUUCCAAUGAAUUAUAUAGAAAAGUAUUAUUACUGAAAAAGGUUUAUAUUUAAAUAAUGAAGGAUUUAAAACAAGAAACACAGUUAUAGCGCGGUGGCGGGCUGUGAACACGGAGCGGGCGGCGCUGGCUCCGGCGGCGGGCGGCCCGCUGACACCAUACGUCGAGUUAAAGUGAAGAUGUCGUCGGUGUCAGCGCAAGGAGUGGUCGAGCGCGCUUCCGCGGAGCUAUCCCGCCGCAUAACAGGACUGGGACUGCGAGGUCGUAAACGUUCGCCGGGAGUCGUCGAGAGAGUAGCCAAUGCCUUGUGCGGGCCUGCCACCACCGCCCCACCGAGGAUACCCCGCCGGAGACGACCCUCGCCGAGACCGCUUGUGUGGAGCCAAUUUAUUAUAGAGGAGAGAUUCCUGGAGAAGUUCUUUCUGUAUUUCAAUGGCAGCGAAAGAAGAACCCUUGCUCAAGUCUGUACUAAAUGGCGUGAUGUCCUGUAUUCUUCUCCCCGUUGGUGGAACGGCCUCGUCGCUGUUCUGGAUUGUAGGGAACUACGAUCUGAAACUGGUUGUUGCAUGCAAAGAUUUUACAAUUCGGUUGUGAGGAGGGGUAUCCGAGGAUUUGUACUAAUAUCUGCAACAGAUGAUGAUAUAAAUGAAUUAAUAAAACAGUUUCCGCUCUCAGCUCAUCACAUACAUGCUAUUGGUUUAAAAGGAUGCACAAUAACCGAUCGAGGUUUAGAAUCAAUACUUGAUCAUUUACAGGUUCUCUUUGAACUAGAACUAACAGGCUGUAAUGAAAUAACCGAAGCUGGUCUCUGGGCUUGCCUAACUCCUAGGAUUGUAUCACUUACACUUACCGACUGCAUUAAUAUUGCUGAUGAGGCUGUGGGUGCGGUUGCUCAGCUGUUGCCGUCGCUAUAUGAGUUCUCAUUGCAAGCAUACCAUGUGACCGAUGCAGCACUCGGUUAUUUCUCACCAAAACAAAGUGCCUCACUCAGCAUCUUAAGAUUACAUAGUUGCUGGGAGCUUACUAACCAUGGCGUCGUUAACAUUGUGCAUUCUCUGCCGAACCUGACAGUGCUGUCCCUCAGUGGAUGCAGCAAGGUCACUGAUGAGGGUGUGGAACUCCUGGCUGAGAAUCUGCCGCGUCUACGAAGCCUCGAUCUCAGCUGGUGUCCGCGGGUCACUGACAACGCGCUCGAAUACAUCGCCUGCGACCUGAACCAGCUUGAAGAACUCACGUUGGACCGAUGUGUGCAUAUAACGGAUAUCGGCGUGGGCUACAUUAGCACAAUGCAGUCGUUGGCCGCGCUGUUCCUGCGCUGGUGUUCUCAAGUGCGGGACUUUGGUGUGCAGCAUCUGUGCGGCAUGCGAAGUCUGCAGCUACUGUCGCUCGCCGGUUGUCCGCUUCUCACAUCCGGUGGCCUCUCAAGCUUGAUCCAAUUGAGGCAGCUACGAGAACUCGAGCUGACAAAUUGUCCGGGAGCAUCCCCUGAACUGUUUGACUACCUUCAUGAGCAUCUACCGCGUUGCCUCAUCAUAGAAUAAGGUACAAUUAAAUCAUGAAUCGGACACAAGCUGUACAAUAAAUAACAAACAUGGUUUGUAAUAGAUUAGAUUGAUUUGUCAAUUUAUAAAAUUUAUGGAUAUAACAACAGCUAAACCUUCCGACGCCUUUAAUAAACUUCAAUUCAAUAAGAGAAUGCUAUACCUCUAGAUGUAUAUUGUAAUAUAGUUUUGCAUCUUUUGUAAUUACUUUAAACUCGAGAUGCUUGAUAUUCAUGGAUUUUAUAUAAGUUUUGUUUGAAUAUUUACAAUUAGUAUUUUUGUGUACAGUUUGAAACCUUUACAAACUUUCUAAACUUUUGUACUUUUUGGUGGUAUAUAACUUUUUUUUUUCACCCCAAUACUGUAUAUAAUAUGACCUCAACUUUAUUUGAUUUCUAUAAUCUUACGCCUUUAAUUCUGUAAGGUUAUUAUAAUAAAGAAAUAUGAUAUUAAAACAUGACUUCAUACAAAAAGAACUACUCAUGAAAGAAUUACAUACAUUAUCUGACUUUGAAGAUUUUCACUUUGAAUCUAGUAGAAUUUACCAGUUUCUAAUAAAAAAAACUUUCUCUUAAACUUUGUUUUGGAAUAAAUCAAAUCUUUUAUUCUUAGCAAUUGCUCAAUAUAUAUAUAUAUAUUUUUUAGUACAAAAGUUUACAUGUAAAUGUAGACAAGUUAAAUUACAACAAAUAGAUAAAAAAAGUCUCGUGUUUAUGUAACAAAAAGUAAAACAUCUACUUAGUCUGUACAUUCUUUACUACACUGUUAAUUGUUUAAUAAUAUUGUACUUUUUUGUUUUGUAAAAAAAAAAAAAAACAGUACAGAAAAGUUGCUUAUAAGGGUAUACGGUUACAAAAAUUACAAAAUAAACUAAUAAUUCCUGAUAAAUAAGAUUAUAACUGUCUCUAGUCACUCUUGGUCAUAGAUUUAAGGUCAAGUAAGUAAUUUUCAAAUUCGAACACAUCUGAAAAAAAAAACAUUGCAUAUAUAGCGGUUGCUGCAUUUGAAACUUAUAAUCCUAAUGAACUGGCUUUAAUAUAUAGAAAUUUAUGACAAUCUAAUUAUGUAGAUAGUGAAUUGGCUUAAUUUAUAUAUUAUCUAUGGUGCAUUAGAUAAACUUAUUGCCAGUAGCUUUUCAGAAUAUUCUAGUCAAAUUUUUGAUAAUUUUAAUGGCAUUUAUAUUGUGUUAUUAUUUUUAUUUCAUAGUCAAAACAUGUGAAUAUUGUUUUAAAUAUAUUUUUUAAAUGACUUAUUCUCUACGCAUCCUCAUUGGGUCCAUGCACUUAUUAUAUUAUCUAUGUGUAUUUAUAUUUUAUUACUAUACCGUCCGAAGAUAUUUGCAAAUGUGUGUGUGUGUGUGUUUGAAAUUGGUCAUAUAUUAGCCAUAUAUUCUAGAUGUUAUAAAAAGUAUUAAUUUUUUAAUGUUUGUUGUGAGAUCAAGUAUAGCUGCAAAUAUAAAAUUUGUAUGAAUUGCCACAUAAAUACAUUAGAGUUAAGUUAAUUCUCUGUAGUAUGACUUUGGGUAAACAAAUAGUUGAAAACACUUUAAAAUUUUAUUUAAACAAUAAUAUUUUUAUUAUUUUUUUUUUUAUAACAAUAAUUUUAUGUUUCCAAAGUCCUACUGAUUGUAGUAAUGUAUGUUUAUUUCUGACUUGUAUUCUUAGACUGCCUAGAUAUAAGGAUAUUUAUAUUGAAAUUAAAUCUUGUUGGAGCCAUUUGUGGCAGAUAGAUUUUUAGAUGGUUACAAUACAUAAUAGUAUUCAACAAUCUAGUCAUAAAUUUAGAGAAGCACAUUUGAAAUGAUAUGGCUAAAUGGAAUGUUUAAAUGACAAAGACUCGGCAAUUAUCUACUAAAUGUACUCUAAGAUAUUAAAGUAUUUGUAUUUUAUUUUUUUUGCCUUCUUUUAAUUAAUUUCUAAGACAAUAACUUUUCUAUGUUGUUUCUUUAUCUUCUUUUAACCAGGGAAUGUUAACACUUGUUCAAAAGAAUCAUAUGACAUUACUGAAAUAUUUUCUGUACAUACCUAAAUGAAGAUGUAUAAAUAAUUAAUUAGCCCUUUAAAUGUAAUAAUAGAUUUAAUGUUGUUGAAAAUGUGACUUAUUCAUACUUCUAACAUAAUGGUUGUAAUUAAAACAAUAAAGCAAUACCAUUUAUCUGCUUAUUUUAUAUUAUUUUAGAAAUAAAAAAAAUUUACAUAACAAAAACAUGAUCGCGACUUUAAGAUGAUAUUUUUUUAUUAUAUUUUUUUUUUGCAUAUAUUUUGAAUCUACAGUAUCAGUUGUGUGUUUUAAAUAUAUUUUUAUAAAUGUUUGUGAAUAGCUAUGAAUAGAAAUCAAACUUUGUUAGAAUUUAAAUAAGUUUUUGUUACGUAUGUUCUUUUCAAACAUGUUUAAGUGCAUAUGUAACUUUUGUAAAUGAUUGCACCCAUUAGAUUAGUAUUGUUGUGUGAUGUUUUGUGUUAUAGUAUUUCAUAUUUUCAGUCAAUCUUCGUAAAUACACUUUAUUUGUACAAAAAUGAGAUGAUAUAGUGCAAUAUAGAUGUAUUGUUUCCUA
This is a messenger RNA of Danaus plexippus (monarch butterfly), 4174 nucleotides long. Its product is annotated as F-box/LRR-repeat protein 16. Gene Ontology annotation, biological process: SCF-dependent proteasomal ubiquitin-dependent protein catabolic process. Lineage: Eukaryota; Metazoa; Arthropoda; Insecta; Lepidoptera; Nymphalidae. The record is from RefSeq and is a predicted model, not a curated record. The coding region runs from base 259 to 1620 and encodes 453 amino acids. Gene Ontology annotation, cellular component: SCF ubiquitin ligase complex. Gene Ontology annotation, molecular function: protein binding. The transcript has 7 exons.